Messenger RNA from Coccidioides immitis RS, 300 nucleotides. RefSeq lists its product as uncharacterized. Lineage: Eukaryota; Fungi; Ascomycota; Eurotiomycetes; Onygenales; Onygenaceae. The transcript is spliced from 2 exons. Bases 1 to 300 code for a protein of 99 amino acids. The record is from RefSeq and is a predicted model, not a curated record.
AUGGAACUUGAGAUCGGGCGACAACCAAACCCUAGUUGGAACAAGUCAAUUGUGCUCAAAGUCGCACAACCAACGAGAAUGCGCGAUUGGCACUCGGUCUCCGGAGAUAUGAAUGAAUGCAGCAUCGCUCAGAGACGUGACCGACAUACGGGAUUGGAAAUGGGUGCAAAGACGCGACAGCAUGCGAAGAAGGCGGGCUCCGAAGCCGUCGCAUCUCGCGGAUAUCGGGAGUGCAUUGAGCGAGGCCGCUUCGUCAAAUGGGCUUUCGCGUUUGCACAUAUUCUAGAGCGUGAAGCCUGA